AUGAAAGAUCGUGGUUCCCUGAAUUCUAUCUCGUCUUUCAGCACAAGUUUUGUGUUUAGCAUUGUUGCUUCUUCAACUUCACACAGAGGUUUUGGUAUGGCGUAUUUAAUGACGCCCCACAAGUCCCUAGAGGGAUUUUCAUCCAAUCAGUACCUUGGCUUGAUUAGAAACUUAUCAAGUAUGGGAAAGGCCUCUAAUCAUCUAUUUGCCGUCGAGUUCUUAACUUUAAAGAACUUGGAAUUUUACGACAUCGAUGACAAUCACGUUGGUGUGGAUCUCAACGAUCUCAGGGUCACCAUUGCAGAAGCUGGUUCUCAACGCCCAGAAACGCUACUGAUAUUUAUGAAAAAUACGUCUCUGCCUAAAAUUGUAGAAGAAUAA
Molecule: messenger RNA, 381 nt
Organism: Cryptomeria japonica (Japanese cedar)
Lineage: Eukaryota; Viridiplantae; Streptophyta; Pinopsida; Cupressales; Cupressaceae
Product: L-type lectin-domain containing receptor kinase V.9-like
Exons: 2
Coding region: 1-381 (126 amino acids)
Molecular function (GO): carbohydrate binding
Source: RefSeq, a predicted model, not a curated record